GGCUCGUGUACGUGUUUCUGCUGCUUGGCUUUGGCUGUGCUUCACGAAAUGGAUAAAUUGUAAGUCAAAUCAUGACAUUGAAAUUUACUAGAUUCAAGUCGACCUUCUUUUAUUCGAGGUCGGUGAUGCCUAGUCUAACUGUAUGAACAUUUAUGGAUCUAAAUCUAAUCACCCUCAUUCUGUUCUAUACUCGGGAAUAGUUCCUGACCCGGGGCGCCCAUGUUCGCUUUUUCUGGGCCUCGUCCCCACCGUCGCUCUGGCGUAGGCACUCCAGCUCCUAUCGUGGUGGACCGAAAGUAGUGUUCACUUCAGGGCCAGCAGGCAGCAGGCAGCACUCAGCAGGGUCACCGGCAGGCGUAAAGGUUAUUUUCUUGGCCCCUAAAUCGGAGAUAAUGAGCGAGCCUUCUUGUCCACUCAUUUCCUGACAGGAGAGAGUUGAAAUAAUGUGAAGUGGCCUCACCAGAACACAAUCUCAUCCAAUCUGCAUAGAACGAGCAAGUGUUGGUUUGCACUCAUGCUUGUCUGUAAUUUCUUGAGGCAAAGAUUCGCCCUAGGUCCAAGGUUGAUCAAGUAUCAUCUGAAGGAAUUGUCAUCUGUCCCCCUGUAUCAAAUCAGGCGAAUUAAAAAGCUGCAUUCAACGGAAUUGCUCAAAAGAAGUUCCAAGUAUCAAGAGUCAAAUACAGGAAAGAAAAUGUCAGCUGCCGAGGAGAUGUCGGUGGCACAAGGUGAAGGAAAAGCUGACAAGCGACCACAAUUUGGGAACAGAUAUCUCGAAAAUCCUGAUAAUGUUUUUCAACAUAAUGCAUGGGACAAUGUGGCUUGGGAUCCAGAGCAGCUUGAAGCAGCCAAGAAGAAAGUGGAUGAGAACUCUAGUCAGCCGGUUAACCAAGAGAAAAGAGAAUUGUAUGAAGCUGAAGCAGACAGGUACUGGAAUGAGUUCUACUCUCAACAUCAAAACAAGUUCUUCAAAGACAGGCACUGGCUCUUCACAGAGUUCCCAGAACUAUCUUCAGACUGUGUCCAAGUAUCUGGGAAAGAGACCGGUUCUGAAAGUGGUAUAUCACAAGGAACUACGGAGGCUGAGGCUGUUCCUCAAGUUAGAAAGGCUCAGAGAACGUUGGAGUCAGAUCCGCAGAACACCCUCCCCUUGAUUGCCUCAGAAGGAGAAGGAAAUGAGGAUUGUGGACAAAGUUCGGCAUCAACAAGAACUUGUUCUGGUGAAGCAAAGGCUGAUGAAUCUCUCGAUGAUAAUGUUGACUUCCCAGGAAAGUCUGCCUCUAAAAGGAUUCUCGAAGUCGGCUGUGGAGUUGGUAACACCAUCUUCCCAAUCCUGCAGACAAACGCGGACCCCAGUUUAUUUGUCUAUGGUUGCGACUUCUCUUCCGUGGCUGUUGAUAUUGUCCGCCAGCACGCAGAGUACAACUCAUCCCGGUGCCAUGCCUUCGUUUGCGACAUCAGUGAUCCUGCAUCCAAGUUUCCAUUCCCUGAUAAUAGCCUAGACCUCAUCGUCUUGAUCUUUGUGAUGUCUGCUAUCAACCCUGAGAGAUUCCUAUCAACGAUCCAAACCCUCACUAGACUCCUCAAGCCUGGUGGUCGGAUUCUCUUCAGAGACUAUGGUCGCUACGACAUGGCUCAGCUACGUUUCAAGAAAGGCAGGUGCCUGUCCGACAACUUUUAUGUGCGUGGGGACGGGACACGGGUCUACUUCUUCACACAAGAUGAACUGCAGGAAUUGUUCUCAUCGGCUGGCCUGAUAGAAGAGCAGAAUAUAAUUGAUAGAAGAUUGCAAGUGAAUAGGGGAAGACAAUUAACAAUGUAUCGUGUUUGGAUCCAGUGCAAAUACAGAAAACCAUGACACCAUUUCUUUAUUACUGAGGAUGGUACAUGUACAUGCUUACAAUAGAUACUUCACGAGUUAACCUUCCAUAAAUGGUCACCUAACUCUAAUGAUCAUUUGUGACCAGAAUAUGCAAAACAUGUCCUCUGUUUACAUCUAAGUCAGAUAUGCCCAAGUCAAACAGAUUCUGAGACCCCUAGAGAGAUUCAACUUAGGCACUUGUACUUGAUGGUUGGACACCGGGCAGUUUGGAUUUGUCAAGAAAUAAUACAGUGCGUCCCAUAAAAAAAGAAACCGAGAUUUAUCGAUGAUUUAUCAUAACUUAAUCACAAAUACAAUAGACAAAUGACCUACCAUUGUAAAGCUUAGAAUCUUCUCUUUCAUCUGAAAUUACUUAAAAUAUUUCUCAUUCACGCAUGAGUGAGCAAAAACAAUUUGAAGAGGGGAUACCAAAAAAUUAUUUGGCGGGCUGUAUCUGGGUUUCUAAAAGAAAACCAUAUUUUGAAAAAGUUCAAUAUCUGCUCUUUAAUUUGAUACCUUAAUCACAGAAAAUGGUCAAGAAAUAACAAAGUUCUGGUUAUUUUAGAUAAGGCUUGAAUUUCAAUAAUUUCAUAAAAUGAAGAGGUUCUACAGGCAUGACAGGCUAGCAUUCACACUCACUUGACACUCCGUUUUGUUGACGAUCAGCCAUGCAUUAAGUCUUUAGUUAACCAUGCGAUAGCUUCUGUGGGAAACCGGUGAAAACACGUUUACUUAAUGAAAUUAUGGAAAUACAAGCAUUGUUUUGAGGGAACAUAACUUUUUUACUUCUUGACCAUUUUUUGUGAUUAAGGUAUCAAAUAAAAGAGCAGAUAUUGAACUUUUUAGGCAUGUGAUUUUCUUUUUGAAAUUCAGAUACCCUCGCCAAAUGAGUUUUUGGUAUCCUUUCUUCAAAUUGUUUUUGCUCACUCAUGCGUGAAUGAGGAAUUAUCCAAUAUCAGAUAAAAGAGGAGAUUCUAAGCUUUACAUUGGUACAUGUAGGUCAUUUGUCUAUUGUAUUUGUGAUUAACUUAUGAUAAAUCAUCUCUUAAUCUCGGUUUUGUUUUUUCUGGGACGAACUGUACAGUACAUGACCAAGAAGAAAAGGUUGCAAAUAAUGUCAUGAAAUAAAUCAUUUUGAAAAGCCCAAUUCUUAUAUAUUUAAAGGCAAAGUCCAAUUGAAUGAAAAGUUGAAUCAAAUGAAUAAGGAAAAAGUCAAACAAGCAUAAUGGUGAAAAUUCCAUCCAAACCAGAUGAUUAUGCAAUUUAAAGUUUUGCUAAAUUUCACGUAAUACUUGGAUGCAAAUUUUGUUCAAUACUCAAAUGAGCAAACUGAUGUCGCCCACUCAAUAUUUCUAUAUUUAAGUAUUAUUUUUUCUCCUCAUUAUAAAGUGAAAAGGUUUUAAUUCCUCCCUGAAUAUCUAUAAUUCAAUAGCUAUAAUAUUGACGUUCUUUUAGCUAAUUGAGAAAUCUGCAAAAAUAUGGUCGAUUCUACAAUUCAUAUCAUAAAAUAAGAUUUGGAUGCAAAAGAGGUUAGAUCCACUUUGGACCAUUCUGAGAAAAAUCAUGUAUUUUAUUCUCCCAUAAUGCAAUAUUCUUAUGAGACACUAAGUUCUCAUGAUACCCUACCAUGUGAACAUAAAAUUGGGUAUAAAAAAAUCUACCCGUCUUCAUAUUCUUUUAAAUAUUCAUUUCGAAAAAAUGUCUUUGUGGAUCUAACACCUUUUGCAACCAAACUGAAAUGUAUCGAACACCUUUUGAAAAAAAAAAGUGAUUUUUCUUUACAAUUUUUGUUCACUUUUUAAUGGGAAAUUCAAUUUUUCCUUGGUAUCAUCUUAUAGAGCUACUAAAAGACUGUACAUUGAGACAAUAAAAUCAAAUUUGAUGAAAAAUGGAUCCAACCCCUUUUGCAAAAGAAAUAGUGUAGGUGGCAUCAUCAGCUCUCUCAUUUUAAAAUGUCAUAGCUACUUUAUUUUUUAACCAAUUUUGACCGAUAUUUAACAUUUGGGCCUUUUGGUUUACCAAUCACCUUGAUCACUAACAUAUAACUCAAUUCAUCAUGGACAUUUCUUCGUUAUAGUAACUUUUUGUAAUUAUUUCAAAAUUUCAUCUUUUUAACCCAAAUUUCAUUUUGUUAAAGGUAAAUGCCAGUUGUGGUAACGAUCUCAAAAUGACUUUUUACAGAAUCCAAUAUAAUGACCACCCAAGUGUCUGUUUGUAUGAAUAAGAAAUAUGUGCCAAAGGAUUCUGAAAGAAAUUGUGUAAUUGCUGAGAAAUAAGCAAAAUAAGCGCGGAUUCAGGCACUUCCGUCUGGUCUUUAUUCCAGCAAUUAUAAUGUACUGUCCCAUGUGUGCCUAUCUGUGUUGGCGAUCUUCAGUGUGAUCGUUUUUCAGCUUAGAUUUUAUGAUUUCACAGAGUUCAGUUUAUGUAACUACCAGAUCUACAGUAGAUCCACGAUGAUAUCAGUGUUUACUGCAACUACUAUCAUUUAGCUUUAACGAUAAUACACAUUAAUGACAGACAGUAAAUAUGAGACGACACACUCCGCAUACCAUGCAUACAUUUCUUUCUUUAUUACAUAUGUUACAACAAAAAAAGGUUUCACAUACAUAUUGGAUAUCAUCACAUUAUGUACUUGCAGAAUUCUCCACACAUUGUUUAUCUAAUAAGCUAUGAUACAAAAGUCCAUAAUGGGUAACAUCCAGCAUAAAGAAAGAUCACUAACACUUGAUCCUCUUCAUAACCACAUAUUAAUAAUCUAGAACGCUGUGUUCUGAUACGAAUACCAAACGAUACUCGUGACAUGUCUUUCAUGUCCAAUAACCUAACAAAUUCAUGUUAAUGUAAACAGACAUGGGUGUACCGUUUUCCUACGUGGAAUGAAAGCACACUAUAUUGACAAAGAUCCAUACAUCCUUAAAUCUAUUAAAAAAUAAACAUUAAAAACUACUCUUAAUCGUUUUAAAGGAGAAUUCAAGAUGAGUAUCACAAUUGUAUGCUUACUUUGCAACUAGAUGAUUACAUCCCCAUAAACUGUUAUCCAAACAGUCUUUUUGCAAAUAUUAAAGCGGGGUGGGCAAAGAAUGUUCAUAGCACAAAAAUAGAAGACUGAUAUAGCAAAUUGCAAUAAUAUAAAUUCAUGACAGUUUUGGGGUGUAUAGUUUAGUUUACAACUAUAUGUAUAAAUUCCCUGUAUUUAUGAGCUCUAUCAUGUGUAUAUAAGAAAGGAAGAAAGGGAAAAAAUGUUCAUAGCACAAUAAUAGCAGAUGGGUAUACCAAAUUGUAUUACAAAUACAAAUUCAUGAAAUAUGUGAAUUCCACUUAUUAUUUCCUGAAUCCAUUUUCUGAAAUUAAGAAAAUUACAUAUAGGAAAAUUCAUACAAAUCACAAAGGAUCUGAAGUAAACUAGCAGGACAAAAUACUGAUACGAGUUUGACAAAUAGAAUUCAUACCAUGAUGAAAAGAAAAUUACGAACUUCCUUUCUAAAUUUCACCAUUUAA
Molecule: messenger RNA, 5356 nt
Organism: Lytechinus pictus (painted urchin)
Lineage: Eukaryota; Metazoa; Echinodermata; Echinoidea; Temnopleuroida; Toxopneustidae
Product: tRNA N(3)-methylcytidine methyltransferase METTL2-like
Exons: 6
Coding region: 515-1855 (446 amino acids)
Molecular function (GO): tRNA (cytidine-N3)-methyltransferase activity
Source: RefSeq, a predicted model, not a curated record